CACGGAGAAGGGUGCUUUUAGUGAGGGUGUAGACAGACACAAGCAAAUAAAAAGCACAAGAGGAGUUUAAAAAGCUUCCACUGGUACGGAUGGAGGUUUCGAGCAUGAUUCUUGUAUUCGUAUUUAUAACACUAUCUGAGGUGUCCUGUCAAACAAUUCCAUCUAACGAUUUUAUGGACCUUGGCACAAAUAUGUGUAUUGGUAUCGGUAUUGAGGGACUUGACGGUGGUAUUUCCACCCUUGAAGAAUGCAAACAGCGCUGUGUGAAUGAAAUCACUUUUGUAUGCUGGUCUAUCAUGCAUAGUGUGCAAGACGAGGUCUGUUUUACAGCGUCUUUAUAUUCAGGGACAACGAGCAGAUUUUCAAUAUGUAUCGAAGGUUUGCUUUACUUCGAAAGGAUUCCAGAAAACUCAAGAGAGCCAAGCUGUACAACUAAUAACGACUGCACUGACCCCAGUAGGCCAAACUGCAGAAGGAAUGGAGCUGGCAUAAUGAUAUGUGGGGACCCUCAUAUUUCUCAGACCAUCCAGGGUGCACACCACAGACGACUUUGCUAUGACUUCGCUGGACAACCUGGAUCUGUGUACAUCCUUUUUAGAGACCAAGAGAUUGAUAUUAGAACAACCUUCGUAGAAGAUGAGGAUAUUGACCUCGGAUCCGUCGUUGAUUUCAUUGAUCAAAUUGUUGUGAAAGGGGAAAGUGAUCAUGUUGCUAUUUCCCCAGAUGAAGCGACACUUGUGACAUCUAAAGGGGAAAGGAUACUCAACUGGAGAGAAAAGACCGUAAAACUCGAUAGCGGAUUUAUGACCAUCAACAGAAAGCAAAUAAAAUUGUUGUUUAAAAAUGAUACAAUUGAACUUGUAAUCACACGAAGAGGACGAGCAAAAGGUGCGCCAUUUCUCAACGUUGGUGUCACAGAAAAGACAGGUCUAUCCAAAACUGCCGGUGGAAUUAUGGGAUGGAUUGGUAACGAAGCUGUUUUCCAUGAUGAAGGGCCCCAUUCUGGUUACAUAACGUUGGGCAACGUCACGAUUCCCGCGUACGAUAGCAGAGAUGGAUGCUUGAAAAUCGAUGAUGCAUAUUUGAAUAAGUUCACCUCUAUCCUCCAGAUGUUCGAAAUGAAAUAA
Owenia fusiformis is the source of this 1127-nucleotide messenger RNA. Lineage: Eukaryota; Metazoa; Annelida; Polychaeta; Sabellida; Oweniidae. The record is from the annotation of a GenBank genome assembly.